Messenger RNA from Folsomia candida, 1952 nucleotides. RefSeq lists its product as uncharacterized. NCBI's taxonomy places the organism in Eukaryota, Metazoa, Arthropoda, Collembola, Entomobryomorpha, Isotomidae. The transcript is spliced from 2 exons. The coding region runs from base 78 to 1379 and encodes 433 amino acids. The record is from RefSeq and is a predicted model, not a curated record.
UACGAGAGAUAUUGAAAAGUUGCAAUUCCGGCGACGUGAUACAGUUGGAGGAAGGAAUUUAUGUUGGCGGGUUUGCGAUGACUAAGAAUAACAUAACCCUAAAAGGAGUUGGGGACAGGACCAUUAUAGCUUGUGUCUCUUACACUGACACAGUUGGACUUUCAAUUCUGGCUAAUGACUGCACGAUAUCAGACCUGCAAUUUUCAAUUCCGUUUAAAGAGACGACCGGGAUGAGAGUGACCGGUGCAAACAAUGUUAUCAGGAAUGUAUUUUUCCGUGGGGGGUGGAUCUGUAUUGAUAUCGAUGGAGACGGUAACAUACUACGCGAUAUAAGGAUUUUCUGUACACAAUUAUAUCAUGAGGAUUUGAGAAACAUGUUCAGUGGUGUAAUUUGUCGCGGAACAGUCUUCGCAAAUAUAUGGAUAGGUGCUUUUAUUAAAGGAAGCGGUAACCAAAUAAGAAAUCUGUACUGCAACAAGGUCCCCAAACUCCCAGGGGUGACAACUUUCGGCGUUUUUAUUGAUGAUGGAGCAUCUAAUUAUGUGGACAACUUGAGUUGUGACGCAACGGACUGGUCUAAGAUCACUUUCGGACUGGUUGUUGGUGACAAAGCGUCGGGCGUCGGGGUAAAACUUUCGAAUUGUCGGUUCGGUAGGGGAAAGAUAUACGGAAGAGGGCAUUCCAUGCAAGACAUAGAGGCUACUUUAAGUUUAGAACUCUUCGGACAAGAUCACGUCCUAGCGAAAUGUAGCUCCAACCAUUUACUUACAGACAAGUUGCAAAAAUCAAUAACCAACUGUGAUUUCACAACGAUUUCACAACUAGUCGAAUCAGAAGAACCUAGUGUGGAAAAAGAAGAGAAAACUUUAAUCUCGCCAAAUUUCGAAUCAUCCGAACAUCAAUCCAGCUCUCACAUCGGAGUAGAUAGGGUCACAUCGAAUUCCAAAGAAUUUCAGGAAUGCUUACAGAAUACCAAGUCGGGUGAUGUAAUUAUCCUACGAGAAGGCUUAUACGAGGGAGAGUUCAGCGUGCUAGAUCACUCCGUAAAGAUACAAGGCGCAGGUAAAUUUUUGACAAUUCUCCAAAAUCCGUUAUCCACGGGUGAUGAAAAUUUCCUGCUAUCCGUGGUCGGAGAUAACUGCGUCAUAUGCGACCUGUGCUUCAUCGUUCCACGUCUAGGGGGCGGACUGGAAAUAAUCGGCUCUGGAAAUUCAGCAAGAAACUUGGCUUUCCUGGGUGGUUCAAAAGGUGUGCUAAUUCGGGAACGGAAUAACAAACUAUCGGAUAUCAUGGUGGACGGAACCACGUGUGGAGUUUCUUGCCAUGGAGAUGGAAAACCUGGAAAUGUCAAAUGUUUCUGUCACUGGAGUAUGGAUUGAAAACAGCCAUAACAAUAAUGUCAAAUCAGUUCGUUUUUUAAAUUAUGCUUGUGGUGUUGAAAUUAGGGAAAUGGUUGCGUAUUAAGCGAUAUCAUCUAUCGCAAGGGUUCUCAAGGUACGAGCUCAGUCGGAGUGCGAAUUCUCGAUGGGGAAGGGAAUACCCUUGAUAACCUUAAAUGUGAAGGGUUACAGAGGUGGAAAAGGGAUUUGGGGUUGGAAUUGGAGAGUUCGGCAAGAAAUACAAGAAUAACCAAUUCUAUUUGUGAGAGGGUGAAAAUUGCGGGAAAUGAACAUAAUUUUAAAAAUGUGGAUUUUGGUGUUAGACUUAGGGUGGAGGGGAGUGGGCAUCAAUUUGAGGAGCGUAAGGCCCUGCAAAUAGUAAACAAUGGGGGAGAAAAUGUGGACAUAAGCGGGGUUGAGAUUACAAAAGGGGACUAUUCCGAUUUGUAGGGGUGACUUACAUACGUACUAUAACCGAGCAAACUAUUUCUUUUCGUGAAGCAUUACACCUAUUUAAUUAUUUAUACCAAAGUUUGCCAUACGGUUUAAAGAGUAUGACAUUUUACGAAAAGU